AUGUCUGCCGUUGACAGCAUUAGUCUCAUCGAAACAAGACUUAAUGAAGAGAACGCAAAUCUUCAGACAAAAUAUGCAAUUCUAUCAGAAUUAUGUGAUAUCCUUGAUGGUGGGUCCAGAGAGGAGUAUGAAUUGUUUAUGAGUAAGAUUGUUCCUAUCCUUUUAGUCAAUUUAAAUGAGAUACCAAUAUCAUUAAAUAAGAUAUCUACCGAACAUAAAUUGAGAUACUUUAUUUUGGACAUCUUAAACAGAUUUUUAAUGGCACAAGCCGCGGAUGAGGAUGUUCAUAAGAUUUUAGAUAUACUACUGAAGAUUUUACCUGAAGAAAACGAAGAAAACGGUGUUUUAUGUAUGAAGAUUCUUACUGUAUUAUUCAAGUCUUACAAAAAUACUUUACAAGAGAAAGUUGAACAAUUUAUUACUAUAAUUAUCCAAUUUUAUAAGAAUGCCCCAGAAUUGGUAAAAAAAGAAUUCGAAUCUGAUGAGUCCAAUGAUGGUAUAAUUUCAGAUGCUGACACGAGUGAUCAUAAUUUACUUGAUCCUGAUGUCGAUGAAGAGAAAGAGGAAAUCUCGAAGUCUGACGAUGAAAUCCAGAAUAACGGAAUAAACGGCGACUUAGACAGCAACAGUACUUCCGUUUUAAGAACAACAAUGUUUUCCUUUAAAAUUCUGUCCGAAUGCCCUAUAACAAUGGUCACUUUAUAUUCUUCUUACAAAAAUUUAACAAGUUCAUCACUGCUAGAAUUUACACCAUUAGUCAUGGAAUUAUUAAGAACAGAAGUAGACCAACAGAAAGAAGCUCGUCGAAAGGCAGAAGCAAAUGGUAGGAGACUAACAUCUGUUACCUCGGAAAUCAAGAAUAGAAUAACUUACAGCGAAUUGAUUCUUGCACAAAUAAAAGCCACCUCAUUUCUGGCGUAUGUUUUUAUUAGAGGAUAUGCUUCUGAAUAUUUAAGUGAAAAUGCUGAACUAGUGCCUGAUUUAAUAGUUAGACUGUUACAAGAUUGUCCAUCCGAACUAUCAUCUGCCAGAAAAGAAUUACUUCACGCUACCAGACACAUUUUAUCGACAAACUACAAAUCUUUAUUUUUAAAGAAACUAGAUUAUUUAUUUGACGAAGAUGUUUUAAUUGGUCAUGGAUUCACCACUCAUGAGGUACUAAGACCCUUGGCAUAUAGUACCGUUGCAGAUUUCAUCCACAAUAUUAGAUCAGAAUUACAGUUAAACGAUAUUGAAAGGACAAUUAAAAUGUACACUGGUUAUCUAUUAGAUGAAUCACUAGCCUUAACUGUCCAAAUUAUGAGUGCUAAAUUAUUGCUAAAUUUAGUAGAAAGAAUUCUCAAGUUAGGAAAGGAAGAGCCAACUGACGCCCCCAAGGCUAAGAAAUUAUUGAUGGUGAUUAUUGACGCAUACACCAAGAGAUUCAAGAUGUUGAAUAGACAAUAUGGCUCAAUCAUGGAACACCACAAGGCAUACACCAAAAACAAAUUAGAGAAAGUUAAAUUAGCCCAAAAAUCUUUGAAGACUGAAGAUAUCAACCCUGACACCCAAAUGAAGGAUAUAUUUGGCGAUUCAACCGACAAAUCAACAGUGAUAGCUAAAUCAAACGACGAGGUCAAUUGCGAAAAGAAUAAUACGAGUGAUGAUAAAGACGGCGACACCAAUAUGGAAAAUGAUGAGAAUGCUACAAAUAAAUCACAAGUUGUUUUGGAUAUUUAUAACAUCAAUGAGUAUUACCCCAUUCUUCUUGCCCCUGUGUCAAGUGGUGACCCAAUUAAAGAUGCCUUUUAUCUUUACCGUACAUUAAUGUCCUUUUUGAAAACUAUAAUCCAUGAUCUAAAGGUAUUUAAUCCACCACACAAUGACUAUACUGCAGCACACGCCAAACUGUGGACCUCUGUUUCUAGAGGAUUUUAUUAUGAAGAAGUUUUAAUGUUUAGAGAGCUGUUCCAUGAAUGUGUAGUUGGAUUAAAAUUUUUUGCAAGUACGAAUGAAAAAGCUAUUGUACAUCCCAAAAAGCACUUUGACAUCGCUAUGCCUAGCCUCCCAGUUUCUGCUACAAAGGAUGGUCGUGAAUUGAUGGAUUAUCUGGCAUUUAUGUUUCUACAAAUGGAUAGUUCGACAUUCAAUGAAAUCAUCGAAGCUGAGAUUGAUUUCAUAUAUGAGCGUAUGUUGGAAGAUUCCGCUUUGCUACAUAUAGCCCAAUCAUUUUUAACGAAUGAGCUAACUUCACCGAACUUUGCUAGCAUAAUACUUAGAUUUUUGAAAUCAAAACUAAAAGACCUUGGAAAUGUCGAUUUUAAUGAGUCUAAUAUCCUUAUCCGUUUAUUUAAAUUGUCAUUCAUGUCAGUUAAUUUAUUUCCAAACACUAAUGAACUUGUAUUAUUACCACAUUUAAAUGAUUUAAUUUUAGACUCAUUAAAAUAUUCCACAACUACAAAGGAGCCACUCGUAUAUUUCUAUCUUAUUAGAACUCUAUUUAGAAGCAUUGGUGGGGGUAGAUUUGAAAAUCUAUAUAGAUCUAUCAAGCCCAUAUUACAAGUUCUACUUCAGUCACUAAACGAAAUGAUACCCACAGCAAGAUAUCCACAUGAAAGAGAGCUAUAUGUUGAAUUAUGCAUCACCGUGCCUGUCAGGUUGAGUGUUCUUGCACCUUAUUUACCAUUUCUGAUGAAACCAUUAGUGUUUGCUCUACAGGGGCAUGCAGAACUGAUAUCUCAAGGGUUAAGAACUCUAGAGUUGUGUAUCGAUAACCUGACUGCUGAAUACUUUGAUCCAAUAAUCGAACCAGUGAUCGAGGAUGUAACCAAAGCUCUGUUUAAACUAUUGAAACCACAACCUUACAAUCAUACAAUUAGCCAUACUACAGUGAAAAUUCUAAGUAAACUUGGGGGUAGAAAUCGUCGUUUCCUAAGAGCCCCUCAUGACUUAAAAGAGGGCAAUGAGCUAGACCUAGAGAUAAAUGCUUUAUUUAAGGUCAAUGGCUUGACCGAAGAUAUCCCGCUAUCUGUUACACCUGCAAUUAAAACGGCGUUAGAUACAUUAGAAAAUUAUAAAUCAAGUGUUGAAUAUAAAAGAAGUGCUUUUAAUUAUAUAUCAAAAGUUUUGUUAUUGUUUAUCAAACCUUCAACAGACUUCCCAGAAUCUUAUGUUAGUGAUAUCAAAGAAGCAUCAAGGAUUUAUCAAAUAGAAAAAUUUAAAGUUCCUGCGGAUUAUAAUAUUUAUCCUGUUGUUGACCGUAACACCUUCUCUAAACAAGAGGAAUUGGUUGUGAAACUUUUGGAAGCCCUGUUUUUAACUACAUCUAUAGACGAAUUAAGAGAAGAAGCUACUGCCAUUAUUAAUCAUGUUGUGGACCAUUUCUGCCUAUUACAGGUCAACAAUACCCUGCUUAGAAAGAGACAUAUUAGCAAUACAUUUAACCUUGAUAUAAAGCUUCCUGACCUAUCAUUCAAUAGUAACAUUCUAGUUACGGCCGUUUCCACAGCUCUAUCGUGUUACAUGCUCCCUGUCAGAGAAGCUGCUAUCAACGGAAUUAAGAGAAUUAACAAAAGAUGUAUGAUAAUUUACGAAGAAAAAUCUGUAUUCCAAUUUUCUCUGCUUUAUGAUUUGAUGAAGCAAUUUAUGCAUGAUUGUUAUAAGGAGAAGUUUUAUGAGAAAAAAGCGGGUAUAAUUGGUAUAAAAACGCUUAUAGAAGAAACGUGUGUAUCAGCAGAGGUACUGAAAAAACUCCAACCAGACUUAGUAGCCGGAUUUUUGUUUGUGCUCAAGGAUACUCCAGUCGGUGCACCUGCCACAAUCACUGAAGGUGCUGAAGAGUUACUGAAUCAGAUAUUAGUGCUAACAUUCGAUAAUGUCACGGAAGCUGAUCUUGAACUGAAAGGUAUUCAACAUACGUUAACUGAUAUUGUCUGCGAAUUAGGGAAUCCAAAUGAAAAAGUUAGAAAAAUAUGCCAAUCGAACCUUUCGAUCAUCAGUGAGAAAACUGACAUUCCUAUUGUUAAAUUAAUGGAUAAAUCCAAAAAUUUUCUUCUUUCACCUAUCUUUGCAAAACCUUUAAGGGCACUCUCAUUUACAAUGCAAAUCGGGAAUAUUGACGCAGUUACAUAUUGCUUAGGUCUUCCAGAUACAUUUUUAACCUUUAAUGAAGAAUUAUUCAGGCUUCUUCAGGAAGUUAUCGUUUUGGCAGAUGCUGAAGAUGAGUCGUUAUCAACCAUUCAAAGAGCAACAGAAUACGGAACAUCAGAACAACUAGUUAAAUUAAGAAUAGCAUGCAUUAAGUUACUUACGUUAGCCUUGAAAAAUGAAGAGUUUGCAACAGCACAACAGGGUAAUAUUAGAAUAAGAAUAUUAGCAGUUUUCUUCAAGACAAUGCUUAAGACAUCGCCUGAAAUUAUUGACACCACAUAUGAGGCUUUAAAAGAGGCACUUGCAGAAAAUUCGAGACUUCCAAAGGAAUUGUUACAAAAUGGUUUGAAACCAAUGUUGAUGAAUUUAUCUGACCACCAGAAACUCACAGAAUCUGGACUAUACGCGUUAUCAAAACUACUAGAACUUUUAAUUGCCUACUUUAAGGUCGAAAUCGGUAAAAAGUUACUGGACCAUUUAGGAGCGUGGUGUACAUUUGAGGUUCUUGAUAAUAUUUUUGGCCUUGAUAUAAUAAAUCAAACUCCAACAAAAAUCAUAUCUAGUAUCAUAAACAUCUUCCAUCUUCUCCCACCAAGGGCAGAUAUGUUUUUGAACGAUCUUAUGGUUAAAGUGUUAUUUUUGGAGAGAAAACUGAGAUGCCAUUUAGAUUCACCUUUCAGAACUCCUUUAGCAAAGUACCUCAAUAGAUUCCAUACUAAUGUUAUUGAAUAUUUUAAACGUAACUUGGCUCCAAGACAGCUAACAUUAUUCAUGUGCAGCAUUAUCAAAAGACCCGAGGCAAAAGAUUUAGCCACUGACUUUGAAAAUGAAAUGUUAAACUUUUACAAUUAUUAUAUUGAAAAUAUACCGUCCAAUGAAGUAAGAGUUGUCAGCUUUUUUGCUAAUAUGGUGGAUUUAUUCAACACAAUGAUCCAGAUUAAGGGAAUAGAAUGGUUAAGGGGCCAAGAAGAUAUGAUUUUAAAGUUACAGUCCAUGCUUACUCUCACAUUAGAUCUUAUUAAGAAAAAAUCCUUCUAUAUCGAUGGAUUACAAUUGAGUCAAGCAAUUGAAAAGUAUGAAAAUAUUCAUCUCGAAUAUAUUAAAUUUCAUCCUGAAAAAAGUACACUAUUAUUUGAAUUUAUUCAAUAUACCUAUACCAAAGAUAUUUCAAUUUCAAACCAAAUCGAAGAUUAUAUAUUUUCUCAGAUUGUUAAGAAUGACGAUGCGGAAUAUCAAGCCUCUAGUAUUCAAGACGCCCUGACAUUUGCUUUAGACAGUAAUAACUUAAAAACUCGCGUAUUUUUGUUUAAAAAAGUUAUUAACGCUAGUUUAAUAUUUGAUGCUGUGACAUACGGCUCAUUGGAUAGGUUGAUAGGUAAUAACAGUAGCUCCAAGCUAGUGGAAGAUGUUGCAUUGCAUGUUUGGAAAAGUAAAAAUGAAGGUUUACUUUCGAAUAUUGCUGGUGAACUAGACGGUUUCAGGUUUGAAUUACUUCAAUUAUCAUCUAUAUUUAUGAAAUGGAAACCAACAGCAUUGGAUGAAUACAAAAAAGACUUUAUCAAAUUCAAUUGGCAUUUUAUUAAAUUGGAGGAUACACUUUUGAAACAAGCUGCGUAUUUAACAACCUCUUUUAUUAUCAAGGAAUAUGAUUUCCCAUUGAAUGUCGUGGUUCAGAUAUUUGUCGCGCUAUUAAGAAGUCCUCAGACAGAAGCCCGUUUCCUUGUUAGUCAAUCAUUAGAUUUGUUAGCUCCAGUGGUCCACAAUAAAACAAUCGAGACAGACACGCCAAAUGACUGGGUAAGCUGGGUUAAAAGAGUGAUGUUCGAAAACUCCUCAAACCAGAACAGCACCUUAUAUCAGUUUGUGAUUAAUCAUCCUGAUCUAUUUUUCGAGUCACGCCACCUAUUUAUUUCAAACAUUGUCCACCGUAUGAACAAAGUUACAUUUAUGCAUAAUGUUAACCCUGAUACUCAAAUAUUAUCUAUUGACCUUGCCUCACUUAUAUUGAAAUGGGAGGAAAUGGAUUUGGCUAUAAAUAAGAAGUCUAGUGUGGAUGCCGAUGGUGACAUUGACAUGGACACUAGCACUGUUGCAGAAAGUGUGAGUACGACGGCAGCACCGGCAGUACCAAGAAGUUCUAUUUCGCUGAAUCUACGGGAGACUUGCAUAUCUUUCCUAAUACGUUAUAUCUGUGCAAGUGACCAUAGAGCCAUUGAUAAUGAACUUGGUGUAAGAGCAAUCAAUAUUCUUUCAACAUUGUUAUCUGAAAACUACUGGUCCGAUGUAAAUGUAAAAUUAUCCUAUUUUGAAAAGUACUUAUCAAAUAUAGACUCAGGUGCAGAAAAUACCGUGUACUAUUGUAUUAAUACACUGGACGUUCUAUACAUUUUUUUUAACAAUAAACCAAAUGCGUGGGUUAUAGAAAAUUUAACGACAAUUCAAUCGCUCCUAGACAAAUCAAUUAAGACAAAUCAUCAUGACAUUCAAGAGACAUUGGUCAAGGUACUUAACACCAUAUUAAAAACAAUUAAGACGGAAAAUACAUUAUUAAAUUCAGAGGAGGAGAACCCAUCAUCAGAGUUCAUAAAAUAUUUAGUAUCCGUGAUCAAUCAAGAUUUACAAGGUGCAUCAUCGAUAGCAGCCGGGGUAACGCUUGCAUGGACACUAUUCGUAAAUUUCCCAGAGCAUGUGGAUUCACUGUUGAAUUCACUCAUGAAAUCAUUCAACAAGCUUUGUAAGGACCACCUAAGUACUUCUCAACCAAAGGAUGCUGUUACAAUGGAAGAAGCCAAAAUAACUACAAAAUUACUUGAGAAAUUACUGUGUUUACUGUCAAUGAAAAUUGCUUCUUUAGGAGAUACUCGCCGGCCCUUCUUGUCUACGAUUGCACUACUUAUCGACCGUUCGAUGGAUCAACGUUUCCUAAAGAAGAUAGUAUGUUUAUCCCGGACAUGGGUUUUCAACAACGAGGUAUUCCCUACAAUUAAAGAAAAAGCUGCUAUAUUAACAAAAAUGUUGGCUUUCGAAGUGAGAGGAGAACCUUCUCUUUCUGCUUUGGUAUAUGAGAUCGUUCUAGAACUAUUUGAAAACAAGCAAUUUAACAAUACUGAAAUUACUGUAAGAAUGGAACAGCCUUUCCUUGUUGGUACCAAGACUCAAAAUAUCGAAAUUAGACGAAAAUUUAUGAAAAUUUUGGAAGGGAGUCUGGAAAAGGAUGUAAAGGAACGUCUUUAUUAUGUUAUCCGAGAUCAAAAUUGGGAGUUUAUAGCUGACUACCCUUGGUUAAAUCAAGCGCUACAAUUAUUAUAUGGUGCAUUUGACGAAACUCACAACUUGACUUUGAUUGACACCUUUGAAAUAUCAUCACCAAAACAGCUGCACGAAUUUCUUCCAGAAGAUACCAAACCUACUGAUUUUACAGAUCCAAGUGACGCUGAUUCAAAAUUAAUCAACUUUAUUAACGAGCACACCUCUGCAUUGAAGAAAUUAUGCGAUGUUUCUGCUGGCGACAUAUUUAGACCAAUGAUCGAAUUAUUCUACGAAGAUCCAAAUUCUAUUCAGAAAGCUUGGGUAAACAUAUUCCCGCAGAUUUAUAAGUGCAUUCCACGAAAUGAGCAAUACGGAUUUGUUCGCUCAUUAAUAACUUUACUUUCGAAACCUUACCAUUCUAGACAAAUGUUUAACAAACCAAACGUUAUUUCAAUAUUGCUUGCUUCAAUUAGCGAUAUCGAAAGCUUAGAAAUUCCACCACACCUUGUUAAAUACCUGGCAAUGUCCUAUAAUUCAUGGUACCAGUCUUUGAAAAUUUUAGAAUCCAUCCAGGAGAAUAAUUCUAUCGAUAACUCAAAGAUUAUAGAGGCCAAUAAUGACGCAUUACUAGAACUAUACCACAAUCUUCAAGAAGAUGAUAUGUUCUAUGGUUUGUGGAGAAGACGUGCUAAAUAUAACGAAACUAAUGUUGCAUUGUCGUAUGAACAGAUUGGCCUAUGGGAUAAAGCUGAGCAACUCUAUGAAGUCGCACAAGUGAAGGCACGUAGUGGUGCUCUACCUUACUCUGAAUCGGAAUAUGCAUUAUGGGAGGACAACUGGAUUUUGUGUGCUGAAAAAUUACAACAAUGGGAUAUACUAACAGAACUGGCUAAACAUGAAGGAUUUACUGAUUUAUUAUUAGAGUGUGGUUGGAGAGUUGCCGAUUGGAAAUCUGAUAGAGAAGCACUGGAACAAUCUGUAAAAAGUGUAAUGGAUGUUCCAACUCCAAGAAGACAAAUGUUCGAAACUUUCUUAGCAUUACAGAAUUUUGCCGAUACUGGAAAGGGUGAUCAAGAUAUUAGAAGAUUAUGCGACGAAGGGAUUCAAUUAAGUUUACACAAAUGGGUGUCGCUUCCUGAUCGUUAUACAAACGCUCAUAAAUGGUUACUACAUGGUUUCCAACAAUAUUUGGAAUUUUUAGAGGCAACUCAUGUUUACACUAUUCUUCAUUCCACCACUGCUCAAAAUAUUGAUUCUAAGGCCCAAGAAGUGAAGCGUGUCUUCCAAGCAUGGAGGGAUCGUCUACCUAAUAUCUGGGAUGAUAUAGAUCUGUGGAAUGAUCUUGUAACGUGGAGACAACAUGUCUUCCAAGUUAUUAACAAUGCUUACUUACCAUUAAUCCCAUCACUGCAACAAAACAACAAUAACAACAUAAUAAACACACAUGCUUACAGAGGUUAUCAUGAGUUAGCCUGGAUAAUUAAUCGCUUUGCCCAUGUUGCGCGAAAGCAUGAUAUGCCAGAGGUAUGUAUAAGUCAACUGGCUAGAAUUUACACAUUACCAAAUAUCGAGAUCCAGGAAGCAUUUUUGAAAUUGCGCGAACAAGCUAAAUGUCACUACCAAAACAUGAAUGAAUUAACCACCGGUCUUGAUGUUAUCAGUAAUACAAACUUGGUUUACUUUGGUACCGGCCAAAAAGCAGAGUUCUUCACACUUAAAGGUAUGUUUUUAUCCAAAUUGCGGGCAUAUGAUGAAGCUAAUCAAGCAUUCGCAACCGCAGUUCAGAUUGAUUUGAAUUUGGCAAAAGCAUGGGCCCAAUGGGGUUACUUUAAUGAUAAUAGACUUUCAGAAGAACCUAACAAUAUUAGUUAUGCAAGCAAUGCUCUAAGUUGCUAUUUACAAGCUGCAGGUUUGUAUAAAAAUGAAAAAACAAGAAACCUUCUGUGUCGUAUCCUAUGGUUGAUAAGUAUUGAUGAUGCAUCCAAUUCAUUGACUAAUGCAUUUGAUUCCUUCAGAGGUGAGGUUCCAGUAUGGUAUUGGAUAACAUUUAUACCACAGCUUUUGACAUCGUUAUCACACAAGGAAGCCGGUAUGGUACGUCAAAUUCUAAUCAGAAUUGCAAAAAGUUAUCCUCAGGCGCUUCAUUUCCAAUUACGUACAACUCGUGAAGACUUUGCAGUUAUCCAAAGACGUACGAUGGCAGUUUUAGGCGAAAAAGGUGAAGCAAACAAUUUGCAAGAAAAUACAGCCCAACGUCAACCAUGGGAACACCUUCAAGAAUUAAGCAAUAUAUUAAAGACUGCGUAUCCAUUACUUGCUUUAUCACUAGAAUCCUUGGUAGCUCAAAUAAAUGAAAGAUUCAAAACGAGUCCUGAUGAAGACCUAUUCAGAUUGAUCAAUGUUUUAUUAAUUGACGGAACUUUCAACUAUGGACGUUUACCUUUACCUCGUGCCAAUUCACAGCUUCCAUCUAGUACAGAGACAAACCUAGUAAGGUUAUCCGAAACAUUAUUGGAUCCACAUAUUAGGCCAAAGUUCAAUGCUGAUUUUAUUGAUAGUAAACCAGAUUUUGAAACAUAUAUCAAGAGAUUACGCUAUUGGCGCAGAAGAUUAGAAAAUAAAUUAGAUAGGACGCCUAAAAUUGAAUACCUAGAAAGGGUAUGCCCCAACUUGAGUAGUUUCCAUCAUCAGAAGUUUGAAGAUAUCGAAAUACCAGGGCAGUAUUUAUUAAACCACGAGAGUAACGUCCAUUUUAUUAAAAUUUCAAAAUUUUUACCUACAGUUGAUUUCGUACGCAGUACAUUAGUCUCAUAUAGGAGAAUCAAUAUACGUGGUCAUGAUGGUAGUAUCCAUUCAUUCGCGGUUCAAUCACCAGCUGCUAGACACUCAAGACGGGAGGAAAGAAUGUUCCAGUUGUAUAGGUUGUUGAAUAAACUACUUGAUAAGAAUGUACAAUCAAGACGCCGGAAUUUAAAGUUUACAUUACCUAUAGCAAUUCCCUUGUCACCACAGGUCCGAAUUAUGAAUGAUAAGUCAUCAUACGUGACAUUACACCAAAUGUACGAUGAAUACUGUAUGAGAGCUAACAUCAAUCCUGAUGAAAUCCAGCAGUUUGUGAACGACCAACUAAAUAUCGCACAUGAUAAGUCAUUACCACCUCCUGAUAUUACACUUGUUAAGAUGGAGAUAUUUAGCUCCAUUCAUUCAAUGUUUUUACCUACGACUGUUCUAAAGGACAGCUUCUGUGCACUAUACCCAGAGUUUGAGGAUUUCUGGCUCUUACGCAAACAAUUUACCUCCAGUUAUGGUACGGUCACAUUUAUGACUUAUAUGAUGAUGAUCAAUAACCGUACACCAAGCAAAAUAUUUGUUGACAAGCAAUCUGGUGAUGUGUUUACUUUGGAAAUGUUACCAUCGAGAUACCCAUUCGAGAGAAUUAAACCACUAUUCAAAAAUUUAGAAUUGAACUUACCUCCUGAUGCUCCAAUUUUCCACAAUAACGAGCCGGUACCUUUCAGAUUAACACCUAAUAUUCAGAAAUUAAUUGGGGAUUCUGCACUUGAAGGUAUUUUUGCAGUUGAUAUAUUUACGAUUUCAAGAGCGUUAUUAGAACCAGAAAACGAACUAAACAGUUACUUGACUUUAUUUAUCCGUGAUGAAAUUAUUUCAUGGUACAGUAAUAUGCACAGACCAAUAGUUGAAAACCCUCAAUUACGUGAAAUGAUACAAUCCAACGUCGAUUUGAUAAUUAAAAGAGUUUCUCAACUUGGCCACUUAAGCUCAACUCCAACAGUUACAACCCAAUAUGUUCUAGAUUGUAUCAGCGCAGCCGUGAACCCUAGAAACUUAGCCGGUACAAAUAUUAGUUACAUGGCCUGGUUUUAA
Maudiozyma saulgeensis is the source of this 11262-nucleotide messenger RNA. The record is from the annotation of a GenBank genome assembly. NCBI's taxonomy places the organism in Eukaryota, Fungi, Ascomycota, Saccharomycetes, Saccharomycetales, Saccharomycetaceae.